CUGUGAGAUUUGUUGCCGAUGAAUGGGGAAAGGAGUCUGUAACCUGAUCCCUCCUCACCUACCGGUUACUGUCGACAUGUCCUACCUGUCACCUCUGUCAAGAACAGCUGUAUUCUCACAGUCGGUUCGUCUGUUGUACCUUUCAAACUGUUAGAAUACUGUGUGUUGCGUAAACCUGUGCGUAGAACUGGGGUUAAACUCCACAGCCUUUGUCCCUGUCUCUGUCUUUACCCGACAGACUGAUCCCACUUUACAGUAAGUGAGACGAACAGGCCUCUUUCACCUGAUGGUUGCUUUUGUCUCCUGGUGAUCUAAUCUUAAGACUAACGUAUAAGAACCAACUUUGAUACUCAUCUGAUGCCAUUUGUUAUUAUAUUAUUGAUAACAAUAAUAGUUAUUACGGGUUAUGGAGAUAGUAACAUGGAAAAUGGAAGACAUCCUAUUAGGAAGAAUUAAAUGUAUGAAAAUGUUUAGAGUAAGGGAAGUUAAAGCAGCAACUACAAUUUCUGGUUAAGUUUAUAAAACAUCAAGAAUCCAUCACAGGGCCCGAGUACACCCCAAGAAACAGUGUAACUCUUUGUUGCUCAAUUGUUUUUGCCAUUUCGGUGAUAUUUAGACUACUCUACCUUAAACAUAAUCCUUCAAGAGACGACUGACUUACAUCACAUUGUAAAUUCCUGUUGAGAAAUCCAAAGAUACCCAAUAUAUUGGGGAAAUAAGACAAAAGUUAAUAUUAAUAAAAUUGUUUCUGUUUGAUGGAACGGUUCAGAAAACUAAGAUUCUUACAACUUCAAAGAGUUUUUAUGAAUACAUGCGUUUGUAUGGAAUAAGAUGCAGAACAGAAAAAACUGAAUUUGAGAUAUUAUAUUUGAGUUAAUUCAACAUGUAUUCCUAAUUAGAUGUAAUUCUUCUUCAGUGAGUCAAUGAGUAUCAUCCAGCGGAGGAUAUAACACGUCUUCUAUGCGGCUGAAGAGAGGCCCAGAUGCUUCAUCAUGGAUCAGCUACCUCCCCACCAGAGCUCAGCUGCAGGUCUGCAGGAACCGGACAGCGAGGAACUCCAGCUCCGGGUGGACUCCUUCAGGAAGCUGGGUUACUCCUCAGAGGAGGUCCGGUCCGCUAUGAGGAAGCUGGGGCUCAGCACGGACACCAACUCGGUGCUCGGGGAGCUGGUCAGGAUCAGGACCAGCAUCGCACCCGGCAGUUCUGACGGAGAUGAGAGGAGAACCGCACUAAAGGACCCUCUGCUGCCCCCCAGCUGGGCCCUUGGAUCCAGAAUCACGACAAAACUGGGGCACCAGAAGAAUACAGAGACAGAAUUGAGGCCUAUUGUCAUUGACGGCAGCAAUGUUGCCAUGAGCCACGGCAACAAGGAAGUGUUCUCCUGCCGAGGCAUCCAGCUGGCAGUGAACUUUUUCCUGGAUAGAGGCCACAGCUCCGUCACCGUGUUUGUUCCCACCUGGCGAAGGGAGCAGCCCAGACCCGAUGCCCCCAUCACAGAUCAACACAUCCUGAUGGAUCUGGAGAGACGUAAAAUAGUUGUGUUCACGCCGUCGCGGCGAGUUGGGGGCAAGCGAGUGGUCUGCUAUGACGACCGCUUCAUCGUGAAGUUGGCGUUCGAGUCGGAGGGAGUGAUUGUAUCCAACGACACCUACCGUGACCUCCAAGGAGAAAGGCCUGAGUGGAAGAAAUGCAUCGAGGAGAGGCUCCUCAUGUUCUCCUUUGUGAAUGACAAGUUCAUGCCCCCUGAUGACCCUCUGGGUCGCCGUGGCCCCAGUCUUGACAACCUGCUGAGGAAGAAGCCUCUGCCUGUGGAGACAAAGAGACUGCUCUGUCCUUAUGACAAAAAGUGCACCUAUGGCAUCAAGUGCAAGUUUUACCAUCCGGAGCGAGCCAACGGGUCCUACCUCUCUCUGGCUGAUGAGCUGAGAGAGAAAGCCCAGAUCUCUUCUCCAAAAGAAGAGAAAAAUGUCUCAUUAUCACACAGACAGCUGCAGCCUGAAACGGGACCUGCUCGUAAAGCAGCUUCUCAUCCUCGAGACCCGAACACAGAGCUUGUGAGAGAUGGGCAAAGCUCCUCAUAUCCAAGUCUCACCAGUGAAAACAAACUGUCGUACUGGGAGGAUCCUAAGAAGAGUUCAAACCAUUUGCCCCGCUCAGGUCAGACUCAGAAGGAUUGGCCUGGGCUGCACUCUGCGCCAAAUCAUUACUAUACCAACGUCUCCCACGAGUACCUGGAUUCAGGACUUGGCUCUUUCGACAGCCAGUACUCUGAUAACCUGCACAGCCACAGCAACUCCCACAGGCUCAGGUCCCAGCAGCAGAUAGGCCCCUCCUGCAGGUGCUGUUCUCACACUGUCUCCUCAGCAGCGCACCAGCAACACCACAGGAGCCUGGACUCCCAUUGUCAGCCCAGCUACCCUCACAUGUUCCCACCAGGUGCGCCACAUCAACACAGCCUCCCCAGCCCGCUCCAUUACGGUGGUGCCCCCCAACAUCAGCAAAGUUACUGGUCAGAUCCCUAUCAGGGGCUCCCCCAAGCCAGCACAUCAGGCAGUCUCCCCUCUCCCGUCCCAUCGUCAUACUCACACAACUCUCGCUGCUCCUACGACGGCCACGAGUAUCAGUCCUGGGGCCAACAGCAGCCGUCUCCUGCCGCGUUUGACCCUCAGAGGAUGGAGCUCCGCCAGAGACUGCACGCCAUCUUCAACCCCCAUCAGGUGGACAAGGUCAUGGAAAUGUUCCCUCAUCUGAUGAAUGCAGAGAAACUGGCUGCAGAGAUUCUCAGUUCGACUCAGAGAGGAACAUUCUGAGUCGAGCUCAGACCUGACCUGGUACUUGACCUAAACACUUUCUGGUGUUUCUUUAGAUGAAUGAUUAAAGCUGAAUGCAAAUAUGUUUAGUUCUGCGAAAUGAAAGGGAAAUUUGCCUUAAUAUUUAUAAAGAGUUUAGACAUUCUCAUUUCUUAAAUAUCUCAGUGAGAGCCUCCGACCUGCCUGCGGACCUUCUCCGCCUUGCCCCAAGUAUAAAGUCAGCAAAGUCUCAGAAGGAGACACGUCCUCUGCAGACAUGUCAAAUGUGAGCCUGUAAUCCAUGAUUUGGAUAAAAAAAAGUGCCUCCAGACCAAAAAUAGUUAUGACUGAGUUUCCUUAGUUCUGAUUGUUGAUGCAUAUUGUGUCAAAUGUGAUUUAUUUAAAGUUCUCAUGCGACAGGAAAUCACUGAAUAAAGUAUUAGUUAAUCUUUUAUCCGGCUGUCGCUCUCCAGGACACUCUGCUGUUCAGUAAUCUCUGUGAGGUGUGUAUUUCCACACACUGGGACCGAUCAUUGUGUUGAUUCAGUUAAUCAAUGGUUCCAGGCUUGCAUAUAGCGUUGACAGUAAACCGUGAUCCAAUAAGGAAACUGAGAAAAAGGCUUUGAUGCCGGUGAAAGGAAUUUGUUUGGCGUGUCAUCAGUCGUUUCCUGUAAGUCAGUUUCAUGGAACACUCAUAGAAGACAGUUGCUGAAACACGAUACACAUGUUUGGACUAAUGUUUGAUUGAGGAUGAGAUUAAAUAAAAACAACGCAAGUACGGAACUAAUGUUCUCUUAAUCACGGACUGUGAAAGUACACUGUGAGAUAAACAAUCAUUCUGUAUGUAUACAGGAAAAAAACAUGUCGCUGUUAAUAAACAAAUGUGUCAGAUA
This is a messenger RNA of Platichthys flesus (European flounder), 3682 nucleotides long. It is a transcript of the gene zc3h12aa, whose product is annotated as ribonuclease ZC3H12A. Gene Ontology annotation, molecular function: metal ion binding; mRNA binding; RNA endonuclease activity. The record is from RefSeq and is a predicted model, not a curated record. Gene Ontology annotation, biological process: 3'-UTR-mediated mRNA destabilization; nuclear-transcribed mRNA catabolic process, RNase MRP-dependent. The transcript is spliced from 5 exons. Gene Ontology annotation, cellular component: nucleus; cytoplasmic ribonucleoprotein granule. NCBI's taxonomy places the organism in Eukaryota, Metazoa, Chordata, Actinopteri, Pleuronectiformes, Pleuronectidae. The coding region runs from base 993 to 2810 and encodes 605 amino acids.